Pectinophora gossypiella (pink bollworm) is the source of this 665-nucleotide messenger RNA. It is a transcript of the gene Tapdelta, whose product is annotated as translocon-associated protein subunit delta. The transcript is spliced from 3 exons. The record is from RefSeq and is a predicted model, not a curated record. Bases 110 to 619 code for a protein of 169 amino acids. Gene Ontology annotation, cellular component: endomembrane system; endoplasmic reticulum; membrane. NCBI's taxonomy places the organism in Eukaryota, Metazoa, Arthropoda, Insecta, Lepidoptera, Gelechiidae.
AACGCAACCCAUUCGUUUUCGUACGUGGAAAGCCGUAAUAGUUGGACGGUCACAAAAUAUUAUAAUAAAUUUUAAUUUUAGACUUAAAAGUUUCUAAUAAGACUGCAAAAUGGUCACAAAAUACUUCGUACCUUUAGCUCUUGUUGCUUUAAUCGCCGGUGUUACCGCGGAUAGCUGUAAAAACCCGCAAGUGGAGGCGUCCUCAUUCACAAGUUUAGAUGCGACGGUGGUUACACAGAUCGCGUAUAUUGCAGAAUUUACAUUGAAAUGCGACAAUGACUUGCCUGAAAACUACGCUCUGUACGCUGAAGUGGACGGCAAAGCCCUGACCGCAGCCAGGAUCGGCGAAAACAAGUACCAGGUGUCCUGGACCGAAGAGCCGUCAAAGGCCCGUUCAGGGCUGCACGAGAUCAACAUCCUAGACGAGGAGGGCUGGGCCUCCCUCCGCCGCGCGCGCCGCGCCGACCCCGCCGCCACCGGAGCCCCGUUGCUGGCUAUCCAACUGCAUCACCCUGGAAGCUACUCUGGCCCAUGGGUCAACUCAGAAGUCCUGGCCACUCUUCUCUCCAUCCUGGUAGCCUACACCGCUCUCCGCAACAAGACAAAAAUCUUAGCCUAAACAUUAUAAAUUAUUGUUUUUAAUAAUAAAUUGUUUAAUUUAUAAA